Messenger RNA from Colletotrichum destructivum, 1811 nucleotides. Its product is annotated as Putative Ctr copper transporter. Gene Ontology annotation, molecular function: copper ion transmembrane transporter activity. Gene Ontology annotation, biological process: copper ion transmembrane transport. The record is from RefSeq and is a predicted model, not a curated record. The coding region runs from base 391 to 1029 and encodes 212 amino acids. Gene Ontology annotation, cellular component: plasma membrane. NCBI's taxonomy places the organism in Eukaryota, Fungi, Ascomycota, Sordariomycetes, Glomerellales, Glomerellaceae. The transcript has 2 exons.
UCGCGACUGCCCGUCUCCUACAUCUUGGCAUGAGCCAAGUCACUUGCCGUUCAUGCAGAACAUGCUCUCGUUUCGUCGUGGAACCCCGAAAGCCAAUCCGCAACGCCCUCCCUACUCAAAGCGUCUGAAGAUUGCACGCAAAUCUUCUCACCGUUGAGUCUUUAAUAUCGCUCUCGCCGCCUGGUCCUCUUCAUCUUGGCGUUUUUCUUCCAUCUGAAGGACCAGCACGCUCUCUCACUCUCGAUCCGACAUAGUCACAAACUCCGCGGCCGGGACUGGAGCCUGGUUUGAGCAUUAAUUUAGCAUCGUCACUCCCUUAGCCUACGACUUUCUUUUCCAUUUCGUCCUCCAUCGACUCCCCACGACCGCUUUCAUAUUGACACCGCCGGAAUGGACAGCUCUCUCCUUGCCAGGCAUGGUGGCGAAGACCACAGUGCGACGGGUGCGGCAACCUCCUCUGAGGCCAUGCCGGGAAUGCAAAUGGGAUCCGGCACGGCGAACGACAGCCAUACCUCUGGCAGCAUGAUGAUGAUGACCAUCUUCCAAACCAACCUGAAGACGCCUCUGUACUCAGAGGCAUGGACCCCGAACAGCGUAGGCACCUACGCCGCCACCUGUAUCUUCCUCAUCUUCCUCGCCUUCGGUCUGCGCAGCAUGUUGGCCCUGAAGUCCAUUCAGGAGAAGCGAUGGCUUGACAAGGACUUCAAGCGCCGCUACGUCAGCGUCAACGGAAAGUUAGGCAUGUCCGGAAAGAUGUCAACGGAUAGCAUGGCAAAGCAGUUGGUGCUCUCAGAGAACGGUGUUGAGGAGAAUGUCACUGUCGUCCAGUCGCAGCACGGCAUAUGGAGACCAUGGAGAUUCUCGGUCGACCCCAUCCGCGCCGUGAUUGAUACUGCUAUCGCUGGUGUCGGAUACCUGCUAAUGUUGGCCGUUAUGACCAUGAAUGUUGGUUAUCUUCUCUCGGUCCUGGGCGGCGUUUUCUUGGGUAGUCUCGCUGUCGGCCGCUUCGCCACCAUGGGCGAACACUAGAGUCGGUAGGCUCUAUGGCCCAGGAAGGAAAUGUCGACAAAUCAAUUCACCUUCCCCUGAUGUUCACGAAUGGACCCUAAGGGUAAAAACAGUGCCCGCGCAGGGAGACGAGAAGACGGAAACGAGGGAUACGCGACCACGAGAGAACAGACACGACGAAUUUGGCCAUACCUUUCCAUAAACCCCUUUUUCAACCAUUUUCCCCCUCCUUUUUUGGGCAUAGCUCGGUUGGAGGAUAUCACCAGGUCGCAGAUCUCGGCUGAGACUCACGCUCGCUGUUUUGCGCUGCAUAUAGUACUCACUUUCUACUCGCAGAUGGAUGCCAAGCCUCGAGAUGUAACGAUAAUGAAGCUGUCACGAGUUUUGGUCACCAAAUCAGGUUGCUCCUGAUCUGAUAGUACCUGUGAUGCUACCUGCAAUGCCCGUAAUAGUGAAUUCGGUACUUAUACAGUGGUGUAGAGUGCCACUACCUGGCCCGUGCAGAAACCUUCUCAAACCCCCUCAGCCCGCUCCUUCGCCUCCCUCCCACCAAAUGAGACGUGCUCUCCUAUCACCAAGCCACACAAGCCCAACCGACCACUGCGGCCUCACCAGACCGUCGCCCAUCCCCCAGGGUUCUUGUCUCGUAUCACCACAUGGAUCGGUGUUGAAUCGUAUCAUGUUUGAGCCGCACUCCUAACAACCUCCCGCCUCGAAGGAGACCGUCAACGAAUUCGGCCACACAGCCCGUCGCUCGCCUGGGCUGUCCCCGGAUGGCCACAACCGAGUUCUCCGCACUGCAC